Messenger RNA from Rhineura floridana, 10138 nucleotides. RefSeq names its product prickle planar cell polarity protein 4 (gene PRICKLE4). Bases 534 to 2192 code for a protein of 552 amino acids. Gene Ontology annotation, molecular function: zinc ion binding. The transcript has 8 exons. Lineage: Eukaryota; Metazoa; Chordata; Lepidosauria; Squamata; Rhineuridae. The record is from RefSeq and is a predicted model, not a curated record.
CUGCCUUCUGUUAUGGUUCUCUGUUAUUGGCUGCCUCUGUGGGUUUAUGCUAGAGAGAAAGGUCUCUAAUUAGUACCCCGCUGGCGGACACAGAUCGCGUUUCCAGGGCAAGCAGCUUAGAAAAAAAAAGACAGAGGAAAGAAAAAGAAGGAAGGGGGGGAAGUCCUAACGACGACGGCAUCUAGCCCCAUUACUAGCAGUUCUCAAGCCCAACGGAGCUGGUUUUGUUUCGCUUUCCACCACAAACUUUCCAUAGCGGGCUGAGCCAGAAAGGCUCUCGUUGUCAGGGCAGGUGGAGCGUGGUGGGGAAAGAGCUGGUGGCUGCCUUCGCCUAGAACCCGGGGAAAAGUAACGGCAGCGGCGAGGGGGCGACGUCCGCACAAUUGGCGGCGGCGGCGCGGCGGCUGGUGCCUCUUGUCAAGUGAAGCGAGGCAGGGGCUCAAGUUCCUGAACGUUCCGCCCGCAGAAAAGAGCCGACCCCGGUAAAAAACAGCAGCAGCAGGCCCUUCUUUUCCAGCACUUUCUUUCUGCGGAUGUCCCAUCCAAGCCCAACUUGGUCCCAGAGAGAGAAGGCUCCAUGCAGUGGACUAUUAGCCACCCUACUACCUGCUUCGUUUUCAGACAGUGAUUCUGGCUGCGCCCUGGAAGAUUAUUCUGGAGGACCAAUAACAGAAAUUCUCCCAGCAGAGGUGUCACCAAACUUUGGCUGCCACUCAUCAUCUGAUGCUGUCCCUGCUGCCAUUCAGAACCAGCUCCGCAUCAAAACUCUACUCCAACAGCUGCCCCCACAAGACUGCGAUGAGAGAUAUUGCCCAUCCAUUGGAGAAGAGGAGAGGGAGCACCUACGGACGUUUGCUACAUGGCGACGGCAGGAAUCACUGGGACAAGGAGUCACUUGCCUGGUGCCUCCCACAGCUCAUGGGUGCUUUUGUAAAAUGUGUGAUAAGAGGAUGAUAAGAGGUGAACAGAGUGUAUUUGCACCUAAGCUGGGAGAUCAGUGUUACUGGCAUCCUGCCUGUUUUGUAUGUCACACCUGCCACCAUCCCCUCGUAGAUCUCAUCUACUUCAUUCGGGAUAGGAAGAUCUAUUGUGGUCGACACCAUGCAGAAUUCUUCCACCCACGCUGUGCUUCAUGUGAUCAACUGAUCUUCACGCCAGAGUGUAUGGAGGCAGAAGGCAUGUGCUGGCAUCAAGAACACUUCUGCUGCCUUGAGUGUGACUUGCCUUUGGGAGCACAGCGCUAUGUCAUGAAGGGUGGCCAGCCAUGCUGCUGUGCCUGCUUUGAGAAUCUUUAUGCAGAUGUCUGUCAAGCUUGUGGAGAGAUUAUUGGUGUUGACAGUGAGCAAACCACCCUCCAAGGUCAACACUGGCAUGCCAAAGGCACCUGCUUCUGCUGUAGUCUUUGCCAAAAAGCACUGCAAGGCCAGCUGGUCACCACUUGCAAAGGGCUCCUCUUCUGCUCUGAGGCCUGCAGCUUGGAGAAGGAAUCGGUCUUGUCUUCCACUGGCUCAGAUUCCUCAGACUCUGCUUUCAUCUCUGUUCCAUCCCCUAACUCAACACCUAUCUCCAGAACUAGAAACAGCAGCCCAGGCUAUUUUUCUCCAGCUGCAAGACCUGAUGCAGAUGUGGAAACGCUUCAGACAUCUGGCAGUUCAUCAUUGUGUCCUGAGUUCAUGAGCCAGGAAGAAGCAGGCGCUAUUCUCAGAAACAGAACAAUCUCUCAACAGCCUGAUGAACUUGAACUACUGGCUGAUUCUCCUCAAGUGGAGGGGGGAAACUCAAGCCCCUCUAGGCUAGAAUUAGCUCAGAGUACUGUCAGUUUUAAGAACGUAAUCCUAGGGUCCACUCUCACACUAACACCUCAGCAACAAGCUGGAGGUGAUCACUUUAGAAGCAGUAUCUCUGUAGCGUCACAUGUGUCAGUGUUGAUCAGGGACUUCUCACAGAGACCGCACAAAGACAGCAUGGGUGAGCAGGAAGCUGUGGUGGAACAAGCUGACACUUGGUGCCCUACUUGCUCAUCUUCUUCAGAGUCUGACUCUGAGCCAGAAGGCUUCUUCUUUGGAAAGCCCAUCCCAAAGCCUGGGGUCAGACACAUUGCUCUCCCUGAUAUGGAGCAGGAGACACUUGCCAAAGGAAUAGGGUGGGCAGCCAGAGCACGGGCAAGCAGCAAACACUGCAGUAUAUCCUAGAGAGAGCAUAUCCUGAAAAGAAUAGGAGGGAGUAGUGUCACAAGCUCUGUGUGUGUGUGCUCGCGCAUGCGUAAGUAAAAGAAUGAAAAACCUUCUCCCUACACGUGCAAAGCAGAAAGCUAAGCAAGUCUAGGCUGGUUAACUCAGGAAGAAUUUGGUAUAGCAGAGUUGAGUGAGAAACAAGGUUUUCAUAGAUAUAGAGUUUGGUCACGUGUUUUCAGAGUCUUUGGAACUGGCAUUCUCCUCAGUGGCCUGCAGCUCCCCCCCCUUUCUCUUUUGAAUGUGUAACUAAGCCUUUCGACUUGGCUGUUGUCCACUCUACCACACUCACAUUCUCCAGUGCCCCCUUUUCAUAAUGAUUUUUAGAAACAGGUAGAAAAAGCUGGAGAGGGAAAGGCUUUUAGGUGUGUGUGUACUUGCUUCUCCCACUAACGAGGAGGGGUGCAUGUGAACAUGCCCAUUCUUUUCCAAAGGCCAAAGGUUCUGUUGAUGCUCUGCAGACAUUUUUCCUAUGAAGUGCAGAAAGCAGAGAUGAAACAGAGGCUUUUUAAAGUAGCUUUGGAAUCCACCUUGGCUGGUACUGUGAAUACUGUGGUUUGGUUUUUUAGGUACUACAGUUUGCUUGUGUGACUGGAUGUUCUCUGCUGCUCCCUACUGGCAGCUGUGAUAAUAUUUUGGUGGCUAGUGAUACUGAAGGCUAUCGGGAGAUCAUAGAAUCAUAGAAUAGUAGAGUUGGAAGGGGCCUAUAAGGCCAUCAAGUCCAACCCCCUGCUCAAUGCAGGAAUCCAAAUCAAAGCAUUCCCAACAGAUGGCUGUCCAGCUGUCUCUUGAAUGUCUCCAGUGUCAGAGAGCCCACUACCUCUCUAGGUAAUUGGUUCCAUUGUCAUAUGGAUAGUGGAGACCAUUAUAAUCCUGACAAUUCCAGAUUCAUGAUCCUUAAAAUCUGGAUGAAUUGUAUCUAUCACUCUGUGCACAUAGAUUUUAAUUACUAGACUGAUCUUAAAAGUUGUGUCUGGUUUCCAAACACUGUCCCCCUCUUGAUAAAAUGUUAUCAGACAGCCUUUUCCCAACAAAUACUAACAAUUUUGUGCGAAAGGACAAGCACAAAGGCCCUUCCAGCAUUUGUACAGCAACUAACUGCUGUCUAACAACAAAACUGAGAUCCUGACAAAAGCAGUUCAGAGUAGAAAUGCCAUAGGAUUUGGCUGCAAGGUUUGUACCAACUUGCCCCAUCCCUCCCAACAUGGACAUUUCUAAAAGCUCCCCCUUUGCAAAUGUCUGCAUCAACAUGAUGGGGAGUAUGGUAUGCAAUGUUGGGGUGGGAGUAACUUAUAUAGUUCCACUGAUACUUUGUUUUGAUGUGUGACUAAGAAUAGCUGAAUAGAGCUAGCGUAAUCUGCAAUUCCACCUUAAAGGAACAUAGUUAUUAAGUUAGAGCAAGUUGCCCUUUUUGUGUUUUCUGAACAUGUUUACAAUGUAGUGGCACCAUACGGCCUGGCCCUGUCACCCAAGAUGUCUGUGCAGUGAGAAUGGAUGCCUGCAAGGUGAAGCCUACACAUGAACAGCCACUGACAUACCGUACCAUUAUGCAUAGGGCUGGGGAAAAGUUGUAGUUCACUCCACAAUUUGGAGCAAACCUCCCUGAUACACACACAACAGACCAUGCUGCAUUGAAAGAUAGACAUCAGGAUGAGAUUACGUGCCUCGAGCCUUUCCAAGCAGGGUUUUUCCCAACUUAUUUUUUAAACAAGGUGCUGCAAAUAUUUCCCUGGUUCUUUUUUCUUGGUUGUAGUCCAUUUCUAGCUGUUUACUGCACCUAGGAAAGCAUGGUGCUUACAGCCCUUGUUCAAAACUUUUAAGUAAAAAGCCUCUGGAAGCAGAGUUGCAUUAUGAUGUACCUCCCUUUCCUAGAUAAUUGUACAGAGAAAAAGAUGGCUAUCUUCACCACUUCUGGGGUGUUUUAUUCAAAGGUUUUCAACAUAUGCUUUCCUAGCUUCUCCAAGCAGCUAGAAACCAUCUAAAAGCAAGGUUGGGGGGCAACAUACCAGAGAAGUCCUCACAGACCAUCUUGUCAGUACUUUUAAAGCAAUUUAAAUGCUUUGAAAGCAUUUCUGAGGAUUUUCCCUUAAAAAAAUCUGCAUGGAUUUGGGAGAGGACAGCCCUGCCAAUCUACUCUUGUGUAAGGGACAUAGAGUGGAUCAAGACUCUUUCAUUCAUCCCUAGUUACACAUGGAAGAAACAUGCAAAAUAGUGUAAUUCAGCAGAGCCCUGCAGGCAGGACACUUCAGUUACUAGACUACAGCAUGGCUGCUUAAGUUCAUUGUACAGCACACAUUGUAGCACAGAAUUUAUGAAACAAGGCUGUACCCCUUUAUCCAUGUUCUGCAUACAUGUUGCUCCUUUCCAGCUCACCCACCCAACGUUUGCAUAUUCAACAGGUUAGAGGUAAAAGUAAAUAGAUUAACCCUGCCUUAAUCUCAUUUGAAUGCUUGACUUGGCAACCAUAAGCAGAAUGCCAGGACUGGCACCAGGCGUGACUGGGCCCUUGACACCAGACUGCCUCAGCCCUUGGUCGUCAUGCUCGCCGACAUCCCCUCUUGACACAGGUGGCACAGGCUUAAAUGGGCCCACCCAAACUCCUGCGUUCCUGUAUAUGCCUGUCAUCACCCAAGAUAGCAGCACAGGAGUCAACACCUUAGGGUCACCCCCACUGCCAUCUUGGGUGAUGGCAGGCAUGUUGCCCAACUCGGGAGGUAGGUGGAGUGUGUGGGCCUAUUUAAGCCUGUGCUGUCUGCAUCAGGGGGUGUUGCUGGGGAGGGUGGAGCUCCCACUCCAUGAUCUGCAUCAGCUUGCUGGGUGCAAUUCACUGCAGACCACGGAGCAGAAGCUCCCUUCUCCUAGCUUAAGGAGGGGCCUUUCUGCAUCGCAGGGACCUCUUAGCCAGUGCCCGACCUGGCUGGCCGCUGGUGCUGGACCUGCAGAAUGCUAAAAGAAUGUCACACAAUUUUAUAGUUGACUGAACAAUGAUAGUUCAGGGAAAGCACACUAAUCAAUAAAGGCAGCUCCAAGAGAUUCGUUGCCUCCAUUUUAUUAUUUGCAAAAGAAUUUUAAAAAUUCAGUAAAUGAAUGUUAAGAGUUUCAGGAUGGCUUAUUAGGUAGGGGGGCUACAGAACCUGCAUCAGACAGGAAUCCUCCACUUUCUCUCUGCCUGUAAUUGCAGGACAGCCAGAAUUCAAAAGAAUGCUAAAAAAUGCAGAAUUAACCAUUGGAAGGCUUGUUGCAAGAUGAAAGGACAAACAUUUCUAACAGGUAAUCCUACCAGGAUAGUAUGGCAAAACUAGCUUACCACCCCUACCCUAACCUACCUACUCCUGCACUGAGUUUCUGACCCCUUCAGAAGCCCAUAGGCUGCAUCAACACUUCUCAAAAUAAUCUACACUUCUGAAAAAUAAUUUCCUUACAAGGAUGUACCUUUAUUCUCCCCCAUCCCAAGCAUCUUUCUUAUCCUUUUAUUCAGUACUACAGCAACAAUACUUGCAAGCCUGCCUACCCUUGCCUCUGCAGCCUAUUGCUGCUGCAGCCUAAACUCAUAUUUCUCAUCUCUGCUGCCAAGAAGCUUCCUCCAGUGCUACUCUUUUGCUACCAAAUCCAAAAUGUAUGCCACUUCAUAUCCCACUGACUCUUGUGCAACAGGCCAUAGUUACACCAGACAGAUCGCCCUAUUUGCCUUCUCAGCUGGCAUCCGCUAAGUCAUAACUGUCAAUGAAGUUCUUCAGCAUGCAUUCGUAGUAGUUCCCAAUUCGCCUCAAGUUGGUCCGCAGUGCUGCUUCCAUUGCCUCCUCCAUGCAGGGCUUUGUUUUCAACAGCAUUGUGGCCACUGCUGCAAAGUUAAGGAGUACCCGCUGAUAGGCCUGCAGGAAAGGACAGAGGGGUCUGUCAGGCAAGAGAGCCACUGUGUGAGCAACCACUGAGGAUGCAAUUCUGAACACCACAUCUCCACAUCAGGAAGGGUGAAACUGACUCCUCCCAAAUUGCUAUUUCAAAAAAUUAUUGCUGAUCCUAUGGAUCCCCUGCUGUGAUGUCAUGCUGCCAAAAUUGGUGUUUUUUUGCUGACCGCUCCCAUAGGUCCCCCAUGGUGACAGUAUGAUGCCAAAUUUUUAUAUUUUGUGGUUCUCCAAGCUCCCCUAUUUAGCAACUUUUAAAAAAUUAAUUUUAAUUAUACAGUAUCUCUACACAUAAAAGCCACCAUGCUGCAGUUUGCUUUGCCACAAACAGGUGGUGCUGUAAACUGCAGUGUGGUUGCUGCAGCCCAGGCAAUUACACUGAGGUGAUGGUCCAGCAGGAGAAGCAGCACAGGAAGGAGAAAGGUGGCUGGAAGUGGCCAGCCUCAGGGUUGUCAGCUACAGCAGCAGAUUAUCAGGCCAGCUACCCACUGGUUCUGGCUGCCUUCCUCUUUCCCAUGCUUCUCCUCUUAUCCUAUCCAUCCAAGCAGGGGCAAGGCAGUCAGGCAGCCACCAAAGCAACCAACUGCAGAGCAUGAGCGCACAUAAGGUGGGCUGGUGGUGAGUGAGGUGGUGGCCAUGCAUCAAUGCCUGGGGGCACUGGGAGGUUUGGCAAGGGAGUGGGGGGUAGCUGAGGUUGCCGUUCCUAGGAUUAGGUAGUGCAGUUGGUGUGUGAAGCACAUGGGUGGCAGUCCCUAGCAAGUCUCUCUCAUGCACACACACACACAGUUUAUGUGAUGCCAAAAGGUUUUUUUGUAAUCCUCCAAACACUCCCAUUAGUUUUUUUUUCAAGCCCCCUUUUACACUUUGGUAACACCCACUUUGACAUGAAGCCCUGGAUAACAUGGCCCUCCAUCUGAAAAAGAUUAGCCACCCCUACCCUACGAAAUAGCUGUAGUCACUGGCCAUUGUAAUGGUCAGAGUAUGCAAAAAGCACAAAUAAAUUUGAAGGUGAAACAUAAAAGAAAACUGGUAAGUGGCACAUAACGCCAUCAUACUUCAGCAACAGCUUUAAGGCUGAAGUAGCAAAGAGUUUCCCAUUGCCAUAGCUAUCAAAGUUAGUCACACUGCACACACUUAGGAUCAUCAAUAACCCAGUCACACAAUCAGGGCAAUGGUGAAGGUGGAUUUGUUACAUCACCUCAAUAAAUGGUUAUGGGUGAAGUGGGGAUUCUAGUCUGUUCUAACAAGUGUGAAAAGCAAAUAAGAAUGCUUGUCAUUUCAGAUCAAUAGCAUACACAGCAGAGACCUCUCCAAAAUCCCGUAUCUAAAUCGGUCCAAUAUCGCUACCAAGCACUCUUCUAUUCCAAAUGUUCUUUCUAGUUCUGUCUCCCUGACCAUCUACAAACCAUUUUUCCAAGCCUGACGGUGACGCUGAAGGGAAAAGGAAAAGCUCAGCGGAAUAUUCUGUCUCAGGAUCCCAAAUGGGCUAAGAAUAUGCCUCCAGAGUUCCCCAGUUCUUGUUCCUACUGGCAUGUUCAUAUUGUAACUGUGUACGAUUUCUGCACUAUUCUUGCUUUUAAAAAAAUAAAAAGCAAUAGGAUGGCACUACAUGUAUCACUACAGGCAAGUACAAAUAAUAUAUACAGCAUUAAUAAUUCCUGCAAACCAAAUGUGAGAAGUAUUAUUCUUGUGCUAUGCAGGGGCUGCAUCAAUGUAAAAUGGCUCCACUUAUGCUCUAUCCUUAGCAAUAGCAGACUCACCCUUAUUGGUGUGAUUUUGGCUUUUUCAUUAUCAUCCAUAUGCUCACUGGAGCAAAUGACUAUAGUCUCAAUUUAGAAUUUGUUUUUAAUGGGGGAAAAUGUGGGUUUACUGAAUCCAGCACAAAAUAUUUAGUUUUUCACCAUUUAAAUUUACUGGGCUAAUGUUUCAUGACACAGAUGAAGUUCAAACAGUUCUCUUAUGCUUUCCCCAAACAGCCAUAAAGCAACAAACAAUCUUACUUCCUCAGCUACCCUUCUUAUCUUUCAAGGGUAGCCUCACUGUCUCUAUCUUGUUGGCCUCUAUGUCUUUCAUCCGGCCUUUCUGCUUAUUUGUAACAGUUCAAAAGAUACUGCAAUUGUGCAGAAGGGGUCCAGACUCUCAGUUCUUCUUGUCGCCUUCCCUGUCUGCCACCUACUUUCCCCCUCACGCCCUACAUGAAUGGAACAUAGGAAACUGCUUCAGACCAUUGGUCCAUCCAGCUCAGUAAUGUAUAUACUGGCUGGCAAUAUCUCUGCCGGAUUUUAGUAAGGAAUCUCUCCCAGCCCUACCCAGAGAUGCUGGGGAUUUAACCAGGGCCCUUCUGCAAGAAAAGCAGAUGCUCUACCACUGAGCUACGCCUCUUCCCCUUUUGAAAUUAGGCCAAAGGCCACAUGUGGCCCUCAGGUUGUCCACUCCUGCUGUAAAGGACGACAACUCACAGUGGCUAAUUUAUGAAAUGAAAAGAUCUGGGAUUCAAAGUAUGCAUACAAGUUAAACUCCCUGAUCUGGAGGUUUUUGCCUCUAGUCUCAGCUGUAUGGAAUUGGGCUAUGAUUACUUGAUGGUGGAUGAAAGGAAUGCAGACAGAUCCAAUCCUGGAAUAGGCAGGUAGACUCAAGGGCUAAGCCCUGGUCAAAUUCAGCCCAGAGUCAUGGCAUAGCUAAAUUCAGAUUAUAAGAAAAUAAUUUCAAAUGUUCACUAAUUUUUCUGGGGAGUUAUUUAAUUGCAUUGGGGAAAGGGCCAUAGUUCAGUGGCAGAGCAUCUGCUUUGCAUACAGAAAGUCCUGGGUUCAAUCCCUGGCAUCUCCAUGUCAGUCUGAGAAUGUCCCCUGCAUGAAACCUUGCAGAACUGCUGCCAGUCAGUGUAGAUAUACUGAGCUAGAUGGACUAAUGGUCUGGCUCCAUCAGUUUCUUAUAUUCUUCCCCUUUGUAUGACAACCAAGUAAUAUUGUUUGUAAAGUGUGCAUUUGCUAUUUGUUAAAACAAAUACAUUUUUAUUGUUUUUUUUCUGAAUGUAUCAUUCAAUAAAAAAGACAUGAAAUUCAGAACGUGUCAAAGCAACAAUAUUGGCUGCUUUGUUUCACCUUAAACAAAAGUCAGUCGAGAUAAUUUAUCUGAGGUGAACUAAAGCAGUAAAUACACACUUUGCAAACAUAUUCAGGGUUGUGGAACCUUUUUCCAGCCUGAGAGCCAUGUUCAUUUAUGGACAAUCUACUGGGAGCCACAUGUCUGUAAAGGAUGGGGCCAUAGGCAAAAGUGGUUGGAGGAAUGCAGCCAUGCAAAACUCAGAGGUUUACACACUUACAUACACACAAACUUUCCAUCCUCCAUCCAGGCAAGCAAAAGGCAUCAUCAAGAGUUAAGGACACAUUUCAACCAGGCAAAAGCACUCAAGGAUUGUCUGGAGCAGGACCAGUGAGGGGUAUGGCCUGCUGAAAGCCAGACAGAGAGGCCUGAGUGGGCCACAUUCGGCCCCUGCACCUGAGGUUCCUCAUUCCUGUUUUAUCCAUUUACCUCCUGACAAAUGGCAUAAGAAUUGUCCAGGGAACAGUAACACAAUGGACCUGAGAUUCCCUUUUUAAAGCAGAAAAUGGAGUAAAAGUGGGAGAAAGAAAUAAGAGAUGUUUCCAGGCUGAACAAAAAAGGAAAGGACAAAGGAAACGGGAUAUGAUCAUGUUUGGGGAAAGGGUGUGGUUUAAACUAGAAACUUUUGCUCAGUGAAGAACAGCUCAUUAGAUAACAGAAAUCUAGAUAACAAAAACAUUUUUUCCAAUCAGCCUUCUAAAAUCUUUUAUUGCAGUUGGUAUCUGUCUUGGAUUUGAAUUGAUUUUAUGUAUGUGCUAUUAUUUUAAAUGCUUUUAAUAUUUAUAAUUAUUUAAAAAAUGUUUUUAUAUAUGCAAUUGUUUUUAUAUAUGUAACUCUGUUAUAUAUGUUAUAUUGUAAAUCACUUCGGGAUGCCUCAUGGGAAGCGAUUCAUAAAUAAAA